AUGGCAGCUUCCAAAGAGUCACCGGGUGGUGUAGUUGUUGCAAGGCUUAAUGGGGCUUGGGUUCCUCAGGUGCAUACACUGUUUGCAUUUGUGGCAUUCUUUUCUGCGCUCGUUGUUGCAUGUUGGACGGAUUAUCGUGCAAUUGUGAAGAACCAAUAUUGGGGAUAUCCGCAGGAAUGGUUUCCGAGUGUCAGUGCCACGACUGGUGAUCGAUAUCCUGCCCGUCCAAUAUUUCAGAUAUUCAUGGCAAUUAAUUCCGGCCCUCGUUUCCUGUUACUAUAUCUAUUUUACUUGCAUUCUAGUAGUAAUUCGAAUGGUGUGUUUCCAAAAGUUCAUGCGGUAGUUGGACUGCUGCGUACCUUAUCCUGUGGUGGAUGGGUAUAUAUAACUUCAUCCGAAGAUCACGGCACUCACGACAUUGCCAUGGUAUCAUAUCUCGUGCUUACCAUACCGUGGAUGUUGGGCGCAUUAGCAUUGUCACAAAACCCGAAAACGGGAAAGUGGAGGAAAAUAGUUGCAUGCGUGUUCUUUGGAUCACUGUUUCCGAUGGCCCACCAGUUUUAUCAACACAAGGCCAACCAAAUUGCUGGGGCUUACACAAAAUAUGCAUUAUUUGAAUGGGGGCUGAUAAUCUACGACGUCAUAUUCGACGCAAUUAGUUUAUAUGAUUUCAAUACGCUUGAGUUAGCUGUAAUUGAUGUCAAUCGCCAGUCUAGCAGAAAAGUUGUUGCAACCUCAUCCAUUGCCGAAAAGGCAACGGACGGCAAAACAAACAUUGAAGCCUUGUUGAAAGUUGGAGAUUUGAAUAAUCUAAGAGAGUUUGUCGUUGAUGUUUAUCUCGCAUUCGUUCACUGGUCAAUGCUCACAUCGCUAGCAGUAACUAUAUGGUAUUUUCCCCUCUGGCACAUGGGCCUCUCUGGAUAUGAAGUAGCAAUAUUAGUAACCUGUACAGCAGGAUUACUCGGAAUCCGCCCCGUCCGCAACGCCGUUCGAUCCUACAAAGGUUACAUUCAACUUGCAUCCCUCGUGGGGAUAGCUGCCUAUUUGGUAAAAGAUCCCGUCUCUCGUCUAUUGACAGUAACAUUCGGAUUGGCACUUAACGUUCUGGUGUGGACAUCGAAAUGGGUAGAAAACACAGACGACCCCGGACGACUAGAAAGAGAAUCACUUGUAUGGUUACUUGGCCUAAUCCUCAGCAACGUUGUCAAAAUGGCAUGGUGGGCACGCAACCCUAUAUGGCCUAUUAUGCACCCAGAGAAUGGUGGCGCCAAUGGAACAGGACUAUUUCUCGCCAUUCUUGCGUCUAUAGAAGCGAUACGAAGACACAAUAAAACACCACCACCAACAGAAAAGAUAAUCAGAUCUGAUAAAUGGUUUGCUUCGGCUGCUGGGUUUGGAACUUUGCUUUUCGCUUUUCAUUGUCUGCUUUCAGAUACAUCGACUAUUACUCGAUGGGUUUACAAAGGUUAUCCUGAUACCGGACCAAUGCCAGUGCCAUGGGGUGCAUUGACUAUUGUAGCAAUGUCUAUUGGUGUCGUUUUGUCAACUAGUCGUAAAUUCGUCACGGGACUGCCUUGGUACGCCGUUGCAUGUGUCGCUUGCGGAUGCAUGUAUUAUUUCCCCGGAUGGAAAGGAUACUAUGGUGGAUUUGUACUUGCUGUCUAUCUAGUGUCUGUUGCGCCUUCAUUCAUCCGUUCGGUAGCCUACUCUCCUCCUGGAAAGACAUUUUUAACGGCAAUGGUGAUUUAUACUAUUCUCUGUCUUGCAAAUAUUUGGACUGUUGCUUAUGCAUUUGUGCCUGCGGGUGAAUAUCUAAGAGAACAUACAGAUUACGUGCUAAUGAUGAUGAUGGGGCUGAUUGGCUUGGGAGUACAUGCUGCCGGAAGAAGCUAUUCGUUCAAACAUGCUCAUGUCAACGUAACGAGAUAUUCGCGAUAUUACACAAAGCUUUUUUUGGGUGUGUUGAUUGUAUUGUCGACAUUAAUAAUGCUUGUGCGCAUGCCUCGUGCACCGGUGCCUUAUCAUCCUGAAGACAAGUUGUUGACAGCCGGAAUAUGGACGAUACAUUUUGCUUUGGAUAACGAUAUGUGGGCAAGUGAAGUAAGGAUAAGAGAUGCUAUAAAAGAAUUGGAAUUGGAUGUUAUUGGCCUGCUCGAAUCUGAUCUUAGUUGGACAAUAAUGGGAAACCGUGAUCUUACUCAAUUCCUCGGUGAGGAACUUGACAUGUAUGCAGAUUACGGUCCUGGUCCAUCUAAACACACUUGGGGCUGUAGCAUGCUUUCCAAAUUUCCCAUCUUACGCUCCACCCAUCACCUACUUCCUUCACCCGUAGGCGAACUUGCAUGUGCAAUUCAUGCUACUCUUGACGUAUACGGUAAGGAGGUAGACGUAAUUGUGAGCCAUAAUGGCCAAGAAGAAGAUGUUCUCGAUCGCGAGUUGCAAACCAAGGAACUUGCAAGAAUUAUGAGAGAGAGUACAAACCCAUUCGUGUUUUUGGGAUACGUUGUCACUAAACCGCUAAAGGGGAAUUAUCUCAUCUUGAUGAAUGGUGGGAAUGUAAACGAUAUUGACAAUACUGAUGACGAUAGAUGGUGCGAGUACGUCGCUUACCGUGGGCUUAAGAGGACUGGCUAUGCGCGAGUAAGUCAUGGUGACAUAACCGAUACUGAAAUUCAGAUCGGUAAGUUCCAGGUGCUGGAUGCGUAUGAUAAUUCCACAUGGGCUGCAAGCUACAAACGAGUGACUGAGGAUAAAGUUUCGCCGGGUUUGAGAUUUCCGCCUCAGUUUAAAGGAAAGGGUGUUCGUGGUCAUCAUUAUCACGUAUUCGACGAACCAAGAUAUUACGAUUAG
Molecule: messenger RNA, 2850 nt
Organism: Paraglomus brasilianum
Lineage: Eukaryota; Fungi; Glomeromycota; Glomeromycetes; Paraglomerales; Paraglomeraceae
Source: the annotation of a GenBank genome assembly